This is a messenger RNA of Oryza brachyantha (malo sina), 1125 nucleotides long. RefSeq lists its product as uncharacterized. The record is from RefSeq and is a predicted model, not a curated record. Bases 75 to 1124 code for a protein of 349 amino acids. The transcript has 2 exons. Lineage: Eukaryota; Viridiplantae; Streptophyta; Magnoliopsida; Poales; Poaceae.
UGAGGGCUUAUUAAUUUAGGGUUCGGUAGUCAAUCCGUCGCCGCCCGCCGCCGGGAAUCGAAGCGCAAGACAAGAUGACGCCGCGUGACAACGGCACCGCCGCCGUCCACGGCGACAACGGCGAAGAGAAGACGACGAAGAAGAAGGUGGUAACCUGCGGCUACAUCUGCGACGAUCCGGUGAUCUUCUUCGUCCCAUGGGGCGGGGGCAUGAGGAAAGACGUCGCCUACGGCAUGUGGCUGCUGUCGCUCGUCUACGCCGUGCUCUCCCUCUACCUUCUUCUAUGGCGCGUUCCCGGCGACCAGCCGCUGACCUGGGUCUGCGCCUUCUCCCUCCUCCUUUGCUCCUACAUGUUCUUCUGGAUCAUCUCCCUGUCAGCCGCCAUCACCAAGCUCGCCGCCUUCACCGGCAUCACCUACGGCGUCCUGCUGGCCUCCGCCGCCGGACAAGUCCUCGGCCCGGUCGCCGGCAUGGCCGCCGUGGUUCUUGACCUGAUCAUCACCACCGGGGUCUUGGGCCACGCCGUCGCCGAGCAUCGGCAGCGCACGGGCAGCGAGAAGGCUGCAGCCGCGCAGCUCACCUGGGAGCUAACGGCGGGUGAAGACGAAGGGUUCUACGUCGACUUCCUCCCGAGCUUCGUCGUCCUCGGCGCGUCCAGCGUCUUCGCGCUGGCGGGCGCGGCGUGGCUGGUCGUCGACGUCGUGGACAGAUUGCCCCCGGAUGAUCCCGUCGCCGCCGCCGCCGCCGUGUUCGAUGUCUCGCUGGGGACGUGGAUCGUCUCCUGCCAGUGGAGCAUGCUUCUCUUCACCGCCGUGCUCCGUGAGCCGUUUGCCGUGAUCAAUGAGGGUAACACCGUGUCCUGCAUGGCUACGGCGUGCUCGGCUGGCCUGUUCAUGCUUGCUGCUUUGCUUCUCGCCGUCUUUGUGUGCAAGAUUCCUGGAAUCUUGGUGGUCUUACUCUCGCCCAUGGCCAUGACUGGAUUUCUUGGUUAUCUCGUCGCCGUCUACUCACACUACAGGUCACUAAGAGGCAAGCUUCAACUCAAGAAGCCUGAGCAUGAUGGCAAGCUCCAAGUCAAGAGUCCGGAGCAUGCUGGCAAGCUUGAAGUCAAGAUCGAAUCCUGAG